GAGGCAAUUUGUGAACUCCAGUUAUCACAUUUUUUUUGUAGUGAUAAAGGGAGGGAAAAUGACAAUUUACCUUCCCCUGAACAACCUUCUGCUAAAAGCCACAAUCAAAUGAUAUGUGAUGGUCGACAGACGAGCAGAAAGGGUCCGGCGGAAACUGAUCUGAAAGCCAGUUGCUCAGAGGAUUCACGCCAGACAGAGGAUCAGCUCCAGAGAUGAAAGUGAGGUCAAGGUUAGGAAACCCUGUGUGCUCCACCUGGGAUUGGAGGCCGGAACUGCUCUGUCUCCUAGUAUCAUAAGUAAACUAAACUGCAAACCAUAUGGACUUCAUUGCUGUCCAGGCUGAGCAGAGGGAAGCUGCAGACAGGCUGAAGGGGGAUGCAGUGGUGGAACUUUAUCCUGCUCCUGUCAGUAUGCUCAGCAGUACUCUCUGGAGAAGAAGAAUACCUAGCUCAAGGAGUGGAUAUCCUCUAUCGAUUGGGGCUCACAUCUCAAAUCAGCACAGACAAUCCCUACGAGAGGACAAGCUCACCUUCAACUACUUAUACAACCGUUCCCUCACCUUUGAAUCUUCCCGUUUCAGGAUAUGGGGUAUUACUCAACUCAUACUCCCUCUAUGAGGCUCCAGCAGGCAGUCUGUUCCCGCCAGAGAUUGGUGAGGAGUUUUCUGUUGUGGUUAGCCUAAGCUCCUGGCGAGCAAACAAUGCUUUUCUUUUUAGUGUCAAAGAUGGCAGGGACAGGCUGCGUUUUGGCAUUCAGCUGCUGCCACGCAGAGUGGUGGUUUACACUGCAGAGAAAGCCCCCGUCUAUUUUACCUACAACUGGCAGGAUGGGCGCCAGCACCCUUUUGCUGUUGGUGUUCGUACACGCUCAGUGUCCUUCUAUGCGGAUUGUGGGGCAGUGCAGCAGUGGGAGCAGACCCUGGGGAGAUCUCAAACACUGGGGGAUUCUGGGGGUCUCUUCACUCUGGGCAGGAUGAACUCCAAAGCGGCACCAUUCUAUGGUCGAGUCUGCCAACUAGACAUCUAUCCCUCAGCCCAAGCUGCCGCGCACUACUGCAACUACCUUAAAACACAGUGCCGGCUGGCCGACACUUACCGAUUGCCUUUGCAUCCUGGUUUGGAUAUUGAGGCAAAUAACUCUCCUUCUAGCCCCUUGACAAAGUCCCUCGUUGGAGUAGCAGCUACCCAUCAUACCCCCGUAAAAGCCACAGCAGCUUUCAAACUGUCCCCAGGUAGUUUGAUCACACAGUAUUCAACUCCGAACCCAUCGGUACAACCUCACGUCGGGGACCGGAGCCACAUUUCCACAUUGGAUCCCCUUGCCCACUCCACCACAUCCUCGCUUCAGCCUGAGAGCCCCACCAUAAUCACUGUCAGCGGGCGAGCAGUUCUGGAUCUCACAUAUAGUGCAACUAUCACCACUGCCGAAAUUGUGUUGGCAAAAGGGAGUAGCCCCCACACUGAUCACUCUGAAAACAGCACAGAGGAAGAGAGCAGCUCUGGGAGCCUGCAGACUCCAGAUGCUACCCCAGGCCUGAUUUCCCCAGUCAGGCAAAGUCGAGUGAAGGAAGGACUCAGGAACAACUCCGUCACCAGCUCCAGGGACUUUGUGCUCCAACAGACUCAUCUGAGAGCCAAUGGCACCACUUUGUACCGGGAAAAUCAAGUGGACACUUCAGAACAGCAUGAUCUGGAUGGCAGCUAUGAUGAUGUAGACACCAGAGGAUAUGAUUAUGGAUAUGAGGAGCCCGAAUAUUUCUAUGACUACGAAGAUGGUUUCCGUGGCCCCAAAGGAGAGCCAGGUCCUCUGGGUCCUCCUGGUCCCCCUGGUUUACCUGGUCCGCCAGGAAAAAGAGGUUCUCGGGGUCCCACUGGUCCACAUGGAAACCCAGGACAGCCUGGACCACCUGGGCCAAAGGGUUCAAAGGGAGACCCUGGGCUGUCUCCAGGCCAGGCGCCACCAGGAGAGAAAGGUGACAGAGGCCCACCAGGUCUGCCUGGGCUGGAUGGAUUUCCCGGACUAAUGGGUCCUAAAGGUUAUCCAGGGCCACCCGGACUGCCAGGGGAACAAGGCAUACCAGGACCUCCUGGGGAAGCUGGGGCUGCAGGUUACCCUGGCAGGCAGGGGCCUGUUGGUGGGACUGGUAUUAGCGGUUUUCCUGGCCUGAGGGGGGACUUAGGACCUGAGGGACUUCGAGGACUGCCUGGUCUGGGGGGACCUCAGGGCCCAGCAGGACGAGCCGGCCUGCCUGGAUUGAAAGGUGAUAAGGGUGAAGUGGGACAAAGAGGCCAACCAGGAGAGAUGGGGUACCAAGGUGAUAAGGGUGCUGCUGGUGUGCCUGGUCCUACUGGGCCAAGAGGGAAGCCAGGACCACCGGGUAGAACUGGUGAGAUGGGGGCGCAAGGACCACCUGGGCCUCCAGGACCAGAGGGGUUUCCUGGGGACAUUGGAGUACCAGGGCCCAACGGUCCACCUGGACCAAAGGGUUUGCAAGGUGCCAGAGGGCCCCAAGGCCCACCAGGGCCACAAGGAACACAGGGUGAUGAAGGACCACUUGGCCCACCUGGCAGCGCUGGCCCUACUGGAAGACCUGGAAGGAAAGGCUACAUAGGUGAACCUGGCCCCGAGGGUUUAGAGGGAGAGAAAGGGGAUAUGGGAAAUGUUGGAAAAAUUGGACCACAAGGUCCACUAGGCCUGAUUGGGAUAGCUGGGGUGAUGGGAGUUCCUGGUGAAAAGGGAGAUCGAGGACCAGCAGGUCCAACAGGUCCAGUCGGAGAGAAGGGGCCAAUGGGCUAUCCAGGAUUGCCAGGAAGUCCAGGGGACAUCGGAAUGCAAGGUGCUCCUGGCGCUCAGGGGCAGAGGGGUAAUCCAGGCACUUCUGGGCCAAAGGGGAGGAGGGGGCCCCGGGGUCCAGAUGGCCCACUGGGAGAACCAGGCCCUGAAGGCACCAAGGGUGAAAGGGGUGACAUUGGACAAAAAGGAGAGGCAGGAUUCAUAGGCAAGCCUGGCAUUCCAGGAGAGAGAGGCACUCCUGGGAAGCAUGGUAAACCAGGUAUUCCGGGCAGCAGCGGGGAGAGGGGACCCCACGGUGAACCAGGACCCAAAGGACCUCCUGGAGAGGCUGGACCUGAUGGAGAACAAGGGCCUGAAGGUGGGCCUGGUGCAGAGGGGGAACCAGGUGCCAUCGGAGAGCCGGGGUUAAAGGGUGAUGUUGGGCCUCCAGGAGCUGAAGGGGAGGAGGGACAGGAGGGAAUGAGGGGUCCUCCUGGUCCACCUGGUGAAGAUGGCCCUCAAGGAAAAGAUGGAGCUAAGGGUGAGCCUGGUUAUCAUGGGCCAAUCGGAGAGUCAGGGGAAAAAGGCAUAGAAGGGGACCCUGGGCCCCCAGGACCACCUGGAGAGCCUGGGAAACAAGGCUUUCGUGGGCCAGAAGGAAAACUAGGGCCCCCAGGGAACAGAGGACGGCCCGGAAAGAAGGGAGAGAGAGGUCCUCCAGGUCUUGCUGGUGAGACUGGCACACGAGGAGACAUCGGGCAGCCAGGCGAGCCAGGGCUGAAAGGCACAAGGGGAACUCGAGGCACAACAGGUCAGCCUGGAGUCAUGGGGAUAGAAGGACAGCCAGGACUGGCAGGAUACACAGGUCACCCUGGCAAGCCUGGACCCAUUGGGCCACCAGGGCCCAAAGGUGAAAAGGGUUAUCCAGGCGAGGACAAUAAGACCCCAGGACUGCCAGGGCCCUUAGGUGAACCAGGGCCCCCUGGAGAACGAGGAGAGCGUGGAGAGCCAGGGGAUGAAGGAUAUCAGGGCCAUAUUGGUACCACUGGAUCUCGUGGAGCUGUUGGACCUCAAGGCCCACCGGGAUCACCUGGCUUCCCUGGAGAACCAGGUCCAAAAGGAGAGAUAGGAGUUCCGGGCUCAGCAGGAAAGAAAGGAGCAAGGGGGCUGAGAGGAGCUCCUGGCAGUGAAGGGCCAAGUGGCUUAUCUGGACCCGUGGGAAUGGAGGGUUACCCAGGGCCGAAUGGUCCCCCGGGGCUGAUUGGCUUACCAGGAUUACCAGGAAAACAAGGGCGACAGGGUCAGAGAGGCUUGGUGGGACUGGAGGGAACUGCUGGACGUCCAGGCCCCAGAGGAGAGGUUGGACUUCCUGGACUACCUGGAGAAAGAGGACCACUUGGUCAGAAGGGAGAACCAGGCCUGCCAGGGGACAGAGGAGCCUCAGGAAUCAAAGGCAUGGAGGGGGCUAUAGGUGACCAGGGCAGGAAAGGUGACCCGGGACCCAAAGGGCAACCAGGGGAAUCUGGAGAUCGGGGAAUGGUCGGUUUACAGGGCUUUCCAGGGCCAAUGGGGCCAAAUGGUGAUUUGGGAUUGAAAGGCUUCCCUGGCCCUAAAGGCCCAAUGGGUAAUCUGGGAUUCACUGGACCUGUAGGCCCUGAAGGAAUGAUGGGCCCAAUGGGAAAACCUGGGCCAAGGGGUCCAAAGGGAAUCAAUGGUGAAAUGGGGCCUCAAGGACCACAGGGAAGUCCAGGACCUAGAGGACCUCCUGGUGCUCCAGGUCCAACAAGGCAUAUAUAUGAUGACUUAGCAGUCUACGGUCUAUCUGACUCUAAUGCUGCGCUCAGGACGGAGGGUUUCCAAAACACGGAGAUGAGCCUGCCAGACCAGAAUACUGAGAUACUUAAGACUCUACAUUACCUAAGCAGCAUAAUUGAGAGCAUCAGAAAGCCUCUGGGCACACGGGAGAAUCCGGCUCGUGUCUGUAAAGAUCUGCUUGACUGUCAUCACAAGCUUAAUGAUGGUUGGUUCUGGAUUGAUCCAAACUUGGGCUGUACCUCAGAUGCCUUCAAGGUCUUCUGUAACUUUACUGCAGGAGGACAGACCUGUUUAUAUCCAGUGGCCUCCAAUAAGAUGGUGUUUGGUGAAGGGAGAGUCCAAAUGAAGUUUCUACAUUUAAUGAGUACUGAGGCCAGCCACAGCAUAACAGUCCACUGCCUAAAUGAUCCUCCCUACGGAACCACAGACAACUUCAGCUCCACUGGAUCCAUAGUGCAAGAGAAUACCACAUUUCGAUUUCGUGGCUGGAAUAAACAGAUGUUUGAAAAAGACACAGUACUUGAACCACAUGUGCUACAAGAUGAGUGCAAGAUCCAAGAUGGUAGCUGGCACCAGUCACAUUUCUUCUUCCAUACUCAGGACAGUCGUCAGCUACCUAUUGUAGACAUACAGGAAUUCCCCACAUCACAGCCCAAUAGUCAGCGGCAUAUAGAAAUCGGUCCAGUCUGCUUUCUCUGACACCAAUAUCCCCGUUCUGUAACCUAUUUACACGAACUACUAAAAUGCAAGGCUUCUACAAAAAAAAUGGCUGCCUACCAAAGAGCAUGUGUCCAUCAGAGUUUGUCAUGUUCCUUGGAAACUGUUAAUGGGAUCCGUCAGAGCAACAACUGCCCAAUGUCAGAUCUACAUGGAAGAACUCAAUCUCUGUGGAACAUACAGGCCAAGAUGGCCAAAGGAGAACAGUGUAUACCGAUAUUUAUCAAUAAUUGUUUAAAGUAUGUUGUGUCAAUAAUUGUUAGUCAAACGGUGCUUAGGUUGGCUGUAUAUGGACAGAAAUUACUCCCUGAUCGCAGGGUAGGGCCUCACUAAGCAGCAGCCUAUCCAAACUCCCAAAACUCACACCUCUUUUUCACCCAUCACCCCCAAACACUCCCAGAGGCAAAGCCUAACCCGAAGGAGCGUUUCAGGCCCUUACAUAGGAGCACUGUCUAACUAAAGGUUUUUAUGAGUGCAAUAGCAUGUGGAUAAUGUGUGACUGCUUUAAAUAUUUCAUUUUCUUUCAAAGGCUAUAAUUUACAUUGUUUUCAUGAUAUUUUUGUCUUUGGUCCUGCCCAGUUGGACCUGUACAUCUUGACAGAUGGUGCUCUACCUCUACCUGCUCAUUUGCUUUCUCGAAUAGUUGCUAAUGUUCUUAGCAAUGUUAAUGUGCUAAAGUUAGUCUCUUUUUUUGCCUGUGUGUUGUAUGUACCGGUUACAUCAAGAUUUGUUAUGUUGUAUAAGUACUUAUUUUGAUUUGGUCAUUUCUAAUUUAUGAACCAUUUUUUGAUACACUACAUAUUUUUUGUAGCUUUUCCUUCUAUGUGGUAGGCUCUUCAGGGGAAACCUAUCAUUGGUGCUGCAACAAAGAAUGAGUCAUCAGUGAGUUUUUACAUUUCCUGUGUAUAUAUUGACAGCAUACUGUUUGUUUAUUUAUAUCCUUUUUGUUUUUUGUUCACAUUACUGUACCACAGUAAGUUAUACUCUCAGAGAACUAUUUGGUCAAUCACAACUCAGUCUGAAGAAGUAUUUAUGUUUAAAAGGUGUGUGUGUGUGUGUGUGUUCACACCUGUGACUGUAUGUUUAUCAUACUCUUAUUUCAGUUCAUUCAGUGGUGGUUAGGUGGACUGGCAGCUAUAGAAGGCCAGAGUCAGAAUACACAGACAACACAGUCAUCAUUAAUCUUAAGUUAUGCAAAUGUGUAAAUAAUAAAUAAGUUGACAAACAAAUAAAUGGAACAUUUUAUCCACAAA
Messenger RNA from Micropterus dolomieu (smallmouth bass), 6557 nucleotides. RefSeq names its product collagen alpha-1(XXIV) chain (gene col24a1). The record is from RefSeq and is a predicted model, not a curated record. The transcript has 58 exons. Lineage: Eukaryota; Metazoa; Chordata; Actinopteri; Centrarchiformes; Centrarchidae. The coding region runs from base 376 to 5286 and encodes 1636 amino acids. Gene Ontology annotation, molecular function: extracellular matrix structural constituent.